AUGGCCUACAAGCUUGACUUCAAGGCGCCCUACCUUAACGUGAUCAACAAUGAGCUCACGUCUACAGCGCAAAGGCGCCACGGCGUGGACCCCUCCACAGAGGAGGCUUUGCCCGAGGUCCCUGUGUCCGGCAAGGCCGAGCUCGAUCGUGCAGUAGCCGCUGCAAAGACUGCUUAUCCUGCAUGGCGGUCGCUUUCCUGGGAUGAGCGAGGAUCGUAUCUGCUCAAGCUAGCAGAUGCGAUUGAAGCCAAUCACGACGACUUUCGUGAUCUCGAUAUUGCUGAGACUGGCAAGCCUUUCCAGCAUGCUAACUUCGAGAUGGUUCUGGUUCUUGCGCAUUUGCGUGGUACAGAAUCUCUGCGUAUCCCGGACGAUGUUGUGGAGGAUACUCCUGAGAAGACUAUGCUAGUUAGGUAUAGGCCUCUGGGUGUUGGCGCUGCUAUCGUACCGUGGAACUGGCCACUAUUGCUAGGUCUUGGUAAGAUUGGCCCGGCGGUAUUGGCUGGCAAUACCAUUAUCGUAAAGCCAAGCCCAUACGCUCCUUAUAGUCUUCUCAGAAUAGGCGAGCUUGCAGCCAAGAUCUUUCCACCUGGUAUUAUCCAGGUAUUAAGUGGUGAUGAGAGUCUUGGUCCGCUGUUUACCGAACAUCCAGGAAUUGCUAAAGUCAGUUUCACUGGCAGUAUUGCAACGGGCAGGAAGGUCGCUGAAGCAUGUGGCCGUACACUGAAGAGAGUAACAUUGGAAUUGGGCGGAAACGAUGCAGCUGUUAUUUGCGAGGACGCCGACCUUGCCAGAACUGUGCCUGGAGUCUCCUUCCUGGCCUUUCUCUGUGCAGGCCAGAUUUGCAUGAACAUCAAACGAGUCUACGUGCAUGAUAAGAUUUAUGAUGCAUUCCUGGCUGCUAUGGUUACUUUCAUUCGUGAUAACAUGCCAUAUGGCCCUGCUGCUGAUCCGAAGACGAUAAUCGGACCUCUCCAGAACUCUGUACAAUAUGAGAAGGUUAAGAAAUUCUUUGCGGAAGCUGAAACGCAAAAGUGGACGAUCGCUCUCGGAGGUCUUGAGGAAGAGGCAAAGAUCAAGUCCAAGGGUCUAUUACUCCCACCAACGCUCAUUGAUAAUCCUAGCGAUGAUUCGCGCAUCGUGGUAGAAGAGCCCUUUGGUCCUAUCCUCCCUGUGAUGCGCUGGACAGAUGAAAAAGAAGUUAUCAGCCGUGUCAAUGCUGUCGAGGCAGGACUUGGUGCUUCAGUCUGGAGUAGCAAUAUCGAGAAAGCUACUGAGAUUGCUGAUGCUCUGGAGGCUGGCAGCGUCUGGAUUAACAAUCAUUUCCAGGUGUCACCAAAUAUGCCUUUCGGCGGACACAAAGCCAGCGGUAUUGGUAUGGACUGGGGUGUCGUCGGCCUGAAGGGCUGGUGCAAUCCGCAGGGAUUUUGGACCUUCAAGAAAUAA
This is a messenger RNA of Cryphonectria parasitica EP155, 1446 nucleotides long. Its product is annotated as aldehyde dehydrogenase. Bases 1 to 1446 code for a protein of 481 amino acids. The transcript is spliced from 5 exons. Gene Ontology annotation, molecular function: aldehyde dehydrogenase (NAD+) activity. Lineage: Eukaryota; Fungi; Ascomycota; Sordariomycetes; Diaporthales; Cryphonectriaceae. The record is from RefSeq and is a predicted model, not a curated record.